This is a messenger RNA of Prunus dulcis (almond), 3558 nucleotides long. Its product is annotated as protein unc-13 homolog. Lineage: Eukaryota; Viridiplantae; Streptophyta; Magnoliopsida; Rosales; Rosaceae. The transcript has 5 exons. The record is from RefSeq and is a predicted model, not a curated record. The coding region runs from base 175 to 3270 and encodes 1031 amino acids.
ACACAAAACCAACCAAAUCAUCUCACACACACGCACACCUCUCAAAUCCUCUCUCCUUUCUUUUUUUUUUUUUUCCUCCUCUUUUAAGAGAGAAAUGCCCGCUUUGUCUCCCCCGCCGGAUAUCUGACUCCGACCGCUACAUCUCUCCUUUCGUCGCCUGCCGCCGCAGCUGCCAUGGGCCCAGGCCACCAGUACCACGCUCGUCGUGACUCCCUAUGCAGCUCCUUCCUCGCCCCCCGCCCCGACUACCACGACUCCGACCCCGACCUCAUCUGGCCAUUUGGCAAGCUCGACGGCAUAGACCGCGAUGACGUACGCGAGACCGCGUACGAGAUCUUUUUCACCGCGUGUCGUUCGGCCCCAGGCUUCGGGGGACGAAACGCCCUCGUCUUCUACUCUAACCACGAGAACAAUAAUAGCAAUAGCAACAACAAUGGUGGUGGGGAUGGGAGUGGGUCCGGAUCGGGGUCGAAGCCCAAUGGGGUGGUGACGACCCCGACAAGCCGUGUAAAGCGGGCACUUGGGCUGAAGAUGCUCAAGCGGUCGCCGUCGAGGAGGAUGGUGUCGGGCGCCGGAAAUGGUGGAUGGUCUAGUCCAUCCUCUCCGAAUGGAUCGAAUAGUAGUGGGUCCCCGGGGAUAUCGUUCACCGUGCCACCGUCGAGGCCGAGGCGGCCGAUGACGUCGGCCGAGAUCAUGAGGCAGCAGAUGAGGGUCACGGAAGGGAGUGAUAAUCGGCUCCGGAAGACGCUCAUGAGGACCCUUGUAGGCCAAAUGGGCAGGCGAGCAGAGACCAUAAUCCUUCCACUGGAGCUCCUUCGGCACCUAAAGCCCUCCGAAUUUAACGACCCCCACGAGUACCAUUUCUGGCAAAAGCGGCAACUCAAGAUCCUCGAAGCCGGCCUCCUUCUCCACCCUUCAAUCCCACUAGACAAGUCCAACACAUUCGCCAUGCGUCUUAGAGAUAUCAUAAGAUCGGUUGACACCAAAGCCAUAGACACUGGAAAGAACUCAGACACCAUGAGAACCCUUUGCAACUCUGUUGUCUCCUUAUCAUGGCGCAGCUCCAACGGAACUCCAACAGAUGUUUGUCAUUGGGCUGAUGGCUACCCCCUCAACAUCCACAUCUAUAUUUCUCUUCUCUAUUCAAUCUUCGAUAUCAGAGACGAGACAUUAGUACUCGAUGAAGUCGAUGAGCUCCUCGAGCUCAUGAAAAAGACAUGGUCGACAUUGGGGAUCACUAGGCCUAUACACAACGUGUGCUUUACAUGGGUUUUGUUUCAGCAAUAUGUCUCAACCGCGCAGAUUGAGCCUGACCUUUUGUGUGCUGCACAUGCCAUGUUGGCUGAAGUUGCGAACAAUGCCAAGAGGCCGGAUAGGGAGGCUUUGUAUGUGAAGAUCUUGUCUUCGGUGUUGUGCUCUAUGCAGGGGUGGGCAGAAAAGAAAUUGUUGAGCUACCAUGAUUAUUUCCAGAGGGGAACAGUUGGCCAAAUUGAGAACCUUCUCCCUUUGGCCUUGUCUUCUUCCAAGAUCUUGGGUGAAGAUGUUACAAUCACAGAAAGAGGAGGAGGAGUGAAAGGUGAUAUUAAGGUGGUGGACAACUCCGGUGAUCGUGUGGAUUACUACAUUCGAUCCUCCAUGAAAAACGCUUUUGAAAAGAUUAUGGAAGCUGGGAAUGUCACUGAAGUGGCAGAGGACGCCGUGACUGAAGCAUUGCUUAAACUGGCCAAAGAGACAGAGGAUUUAGCCUUGAAAGAGAGGGAGAGCUUCAGUCCCAUACUGAAGAGGUGGCACACAACUGCAGCUGGGGUCGCAGCCGUGACACUGCACAAUUGCUAUGGAGCUGUACUAAAGCAAUACUUAAAUGGGGUAUCCACACUUACAUCUGAGACAGUUGAGAUAUUGCAGAGGGCAGGAAAGCUAGAAAAGGUUCUGCUUCAAAUGGUGGUUGAGGACUCUGCUGAAUGUGAAGAUGGUGGCAAAGCAAUUGUGAGAGAGAUGGUUCCAUAUGAAGUGGAUUCAAUCAUUAUGAACCUCUUGAAAAGAUGGAUUAAUGAGAGAUUGAAAGCGGGGAAAGAGUGUGUUAAUAGAGCAAAAGAAAGCGAGACAUGGAAUCCGAAGUCCAAAUCGGAGCCAUAUGCACAAUCAGCUGAGGAGCUAAUGAAAUUGGCCAAGGAAACAGUGGAGGACUUCUUUGAAAUUCCAAUAGGAAUUACCGAAAAUAUAGUUCAUGAUCUUGCUAAUGGGUUGGAGCAUCUUUUCAAGGACUAUACUACAUUUGUUGCUUCAUGUGGUUCGAAACAAAGUUAUAUCCCCACGCUUCCUCCUCUAACAAGAUGUAACCGGGACUCGAAGUUCCUCAAACUGUGGAAAAAAGCUAGCCCAUGUAGUAUUGGAGCAGAAGAUUGUCACCCAAAUGGAAUAAAUGACGGUAACAAUCCUCGCCCAUCAACAAGCAGAGGAACGCAACGCCUCUACAUCCGCCUCAACACCUUGCACUAUCUUCUUUCCCACCUUCAUUCUCUUGACAAAAACCUCUCCCUCUCCCCUAAAAUCGUUCCUUCAACACCCCGUAGCCGUUGUUCCAACAGCCGCAGGAAUCACGGCAAUGCCUCUUCCUACUUUGAACUUGCCCACUUAGCCAUCCAAGCAGCAUGCCAACAUGUCUCAGAAGUAGCUGCCUACCGCUUGAUCUUCCUUGACUCAAACUCUGUCUUCUAUGAUAGCCUCUACCUUGGUGAUGUAGCCAAUGCACGAAUUAAACCUGCAUUGCGGAUUCUCAAGCAGAACCUGACUCUCUUGGGUGCAAUCCUCACCGACAGGGCUCAGGCCUUGGCGAUAAAAGAAGUAAUGAGGGCUUCUUUUGAAGCGUUCCUUAUGGUUUUGGUUGCUGGAGGAAGCUCCCGGGUGUUUUACCGAACUGACCAUGAGAUGAUUGAGGAAGACUUCGACAGCUUAAAACGGGUUUUUUGCACUUGUGGAGAAGGGUUGAUGGCCAAGGAUGUGGUGGAACACGAAGGGGAGACAACGGAAGGAGUGAUAGAAUUGAUGGGGCAAUGUACUGAACAACUAAUGGAAGAUUUCAGCAUUGUGACUUGCGAAACAAGUGGGAUUGGAGUUGCGGGUUCAGGGCAAAGGCUGCCCAUGCCUCCAACAACAGGAAGAUGGAACAGGUCAGAUCCAAACACAAUAUUGAGGGUUUUGUGUCACAGGAAUGACAAAGCAGCAAACCAAUUCUUAAAGAGGACAUUCCAGCUAGCAAAGAGGAGGUGAUGAGGAUGAAUUUUCAUGUACAUUUUGAAAUCAGUGUGUUUAUAUCCUUGGUGCAUUCUAGUACUAACUUCCAGCAGUGUGACCAAAAAGAAAAUUUGAGGGAAAUGUGAGGGGGCACAUUGUAUCCAAAUUUCCUGAACUUUUAAUGCUAAACCAAUAUAUUGCUGGGGAUAGAGAGAUGAUUGUACAAAUUCGUUAUCAUUAUUUGUAGGCAUUGGGCAAAUGGAGUUUGUGAAGGUCAUUUUUCUUAUCCUUCAUCCAAGUUUACAAAACAAAUUGAACUCUGAA